Messenger RNA from Blepharisma stoltei, 1910 nucleotides. The record is from the annotation of a GenBank genome assembly. Lineage: Eukaryota; Ciliophora; Heterotrichea; Heterotrichida; Blepharismidae.
AUGAACUCAAGUCAAUGAAUAAAGACAUUUUGUAUAGUCUCAUUUGAUGAAGAUUUCGGACAAAAACUUGAGUGGCAAUAUCCUGAAAUCUUCAAUGAAGAACAGCAGCAGGCUAUUGCGUUUUUAGCAUUCCCUGAUUCUAAUUCAAUGGAUAAAAUUGGAGACUCUUCAUAUGUGUUUAGAAUGAAAGAAGAAAAUUAUUAUGGAUUUGUAUAUUUCCGUCAACAAAAGGAUACAGGAAAUAAACGAGGAUACAAUCAAAGAUCAGUUAUUUUAUAACGUCGUCAUCGUGAUUGCUUGCUUUAAAGUAGGUUUCUUCAGAUCUGACGAAUUAACAUAAAGGCGACAAGUCAACUCAAAGUUGAAAAUUCUUGUAAAAAGGAUGUGCUUUUAUUAACUUGGAGUAGACUUGUCAUCUUUAGAUGAGUCAUCAGAUCUUCAAAUUACUGUGAAGAAGCCUACUUAAGCCAACCAAUAGCGGUGAUUACACUAUAAUAACCCAAAAUCCUUUUAUAUCGCUGUUUAGGAAUAUUAUCAAUAUAAUUGCCCCAGCUUAUUUUGAGGAAGGGAGGAAUAUAUUAAAUAGCUCAUGGGAAGAAAUUGAAAGCUGGGGAAACUUAAACCCAGGAGAAACUAGAGAGUUUUCUAUAUUAGGAUCGUCAGUAGCUUAUUCUAUUCCUUCAGAGUCCGAGCUUUCUUCUCUUCAAGCCUGUGGAAGCAAUUUAUCGAUGAAUUUAGACGUCGUGAACCAAGGAUACCCUGGCCAGCUGCAGGAUAUAAAUAUAUACCAAAUUUUUGGGUCACAAAACAUAAAAAAAUAUAUUUGGAGGUUAUGGGAAAUUGUGGUUUUAGGGGAGCCUUUAUUGAUACUUACUAAUUAUCCAGAAACCUGCAGCCUUAUGGUUCUGGGAUUAGUCUCUUUAUUAUCACCUUUGAAAUAUGAAGGAAAUUUCCAUCCUUAUUUUACUAUAUUUGAUAGUGAAUUCAGAGAUAUAGAAUUUUCCCAUAGAUGGUGCAGUUUGCCCUUGAUUUGCCCACUGGGAAAAUUUUUUGGUUCGACCAGUACCAUAUGGUUUGGUCAAAUCAAAAAAAAUUUUCAAUGGGCAAAUCAAGGGCAAACAGCGCCAUCUAUGGGAAAAUUCUAUAUCCAACAGAUGAUAGAAAGCCAAAGCCAAAGCGCCGUCAUUUUAGGCGUAACAAAUCCCUUCUUUUUAAAAGUAACCAUUAUUUAGGCUCUCAAUACUUGCAAAAAUAUUUUUGAAUUCGAAGAAAAUGGAGAAAUUGUGCUAAAGUCAAGGAUUUCUAAACAUAAAAGCCUUAUACAUCCUAUAAAUCAAAUUGUAUCAGAAUUUCUUCAGAAUGAGUCUGCUGAGACUUCAGCAAUCAAUAAUUCCAUAAUCAGAAGGCAUUUUCGGGAGCUAAACCAAGCUUUGCUUGACCCAUUUUCUCAAUACUUUUCCUUAAACCUGCAAAAGUUAAGGGAAUCCCCAUAUAUAGAAAGCCCAACAUUCAAAGACUUCAGAGAUUUUGAAUUUUUAAGAGAAAUUGGCUCAUCAGACUCUACCGCAGUCCCGCUUUUUAGGUUCAUUUCUAAGCAAAAUGCGGUGAAAUUUUACGAAAAAUUCAUCAAAACUUCUACAUUUAACCAUUGGUUUGCAGAGCAAAGACAAAAAGCUAAUGCGUCUGUCCAUAUUUUAGUACAAAAUGCUAUACAUAAUUUCGAUUUAGAAAGGAUUUUGCCAACUUUAGACAGAGAGCAAUGCCUGCUAAUUUAUUCGAAAAUAGAAUCAAGAAUUAAAUAUGAGGAAACAAUUGAAAAUAAUGAAGCUGUUAUAAAGAAGCUGAAAGACCAACUAGAAUUGUUGGCUAGGGCGCUCUUGAAACUUGACCAGGAAUAUGUGUUCAUUUAA